AUGAACCAACCUGAGAAGGGCCCUCAAAGGAGCCAUUCAAAGAACAAGUCCUUCGCGACCGCGUUCCUCUACCAAAGGACCCCUAGAUCCAGACGAGCAAGCUCAUUCUAUAUCGCCUAUCACCCAUCAUCAGCUAACCCGCCAAGCAGUUCUCCAUUAAGCUCACCAUCUAGGCCACAGCCCGAACGACUCCAAGCUCAGCUACCCCAACGCACAGCGUCCCAGCACCGUCACUCAACGGAUUCGCCAAUUCCCCAAGUAGGCGAAUCUCGCCCAAAGGACUUCUCAUUUCUUCUCCGCCCCGAGAUCUACCACCCUCUUACGCCGCUCAACGUCCCAGUCGCGUUCCGCAACUCCCCAAAGCAGCCUGAUCCCGCGACGCCCCUAGAGCAGCUCCUCGCAAGGGGACACUUCCGUGCCGCAGCCAUCGCGUCAGUCCAGGAACUAACAGGCUCUGGGGCUCGCGGGGCCGUGGACCCGACUGACUCACAGCGCAUCUUCACCCUCCUGUACACCCGGCUUGUUUGCCUGACGCUUAUAGACGCCACUCCGCUGGCAGCUCAAGAGGUGAAAGCGCUGGAAGACCUGAGCAAUGUGCGAACCUAUGUCGACGACAAGACAGGUGAACACCUCAUUCCCUGGGAGCUGCGGGUGCUCAACGUGCGAUUGCAGGCCCUUGGAUUCGGAGACCUACGACGGGCUAUCAUGAGUUAUUACGACCUGGCAAGAGAAGCGCGCGAACACAUCGGCAGAGCGAUAGCCAAGCACGAUAACUCUGCAAGCGAGCUGUGGAAAGCCCGUCUCCACGAACUGGGGGUCAAGGUUGCAGGUGCCCUUAUUGACAUGGAUGAUCUCUCCGGCGCCGCCCACCACCUGAAGAGUCUGAGAGACAAGGGCGACGGCAAGAUUGCGCUCUCAAAAGCCCUUCUGUGGCUGCACCUCGGCGACGCAGACGAGGCGCGAGGCUGUGCGGAACAGUGCUCCAAGACGGCAGUCGACACAGAGAAGCUCAUCCUUGCCCUGUGCGACUUGGCUGACGGUGAUUACGAAUCCGCCUUGUCGAGGUGGCAACACCUGAGGGAGGACAUGCCAGACGACGAGAUGGUGGGCGUCAACACAGCAGGACGCGACAUCCUCGAAAACCUGGUCGAGUCGGGCUUCUCUUCGCACACUCUCUUGUUCAACUUGUCCACCAUGUAUGAGCUAUGCACUGAAAAGCACCGCAAUCUCAAGACGAAGCUCGCCGAGCGAGUCGCAGGAAUGGACGAGUCGCCAGCAGGAUGGGAAAAGUUGAACACCGACUUCAAGCUAUAG
Molecule: messenger RNA, 1314 nt
Organism: Metarhizium album ARSEF 1941
Lineage: Eukaryota; Fungi; Ascomycota; Sordariomycetes; Hypocreales; Clavicipitaceae
Product: Tetratricopeptide-like helical
Exons: 3
Coding region: 1-1314 (437 amino acids)
Cellular component (GO): Golgi apparatus; TRAPP complex
Molecular function (GO): protein binding
Source: RefSeq, a predicted model, not a curated record